AUGACCAUGCUCACAGUUAAGCAGCCAACACACUACGGCUACAAGUCCGUCCAUGACCUACCUACUCCGCCCUCGACAUCUCGACCCUCGCCUCCCUUGGCUUACCAAGACCACCCUUCGCACAAGCUGCUGCCGUCCAUUCCCCGUAGUCACAGUCCAGCUGGCCAGCCUAUGUCGGCACAUCAUCGUGGCCUGCCUCCCCCGGCGGCCAUGACUUUGCCGCCUCAGCCGCCUCACCCAAGCUCGGCUCCUCCUCCGCCACCUCCUCCCGCGCCCCAAUCCAUCGGCCAAGCUCAAUCUAGUCAUGGCCAUCUGAUGGGUCAGCUGCCCGGUCCGCCGCCGCAGUGGCAAGGCGCCGAGGAUUCCAUGAGGAGCUGGUUGGCAGCAAAGACCGAGGAAGAGCGCAGGAGACAGGAGGAAGAGAAGACGAGGCAAGAGACUUUGCGUCUAGAGCAACGGCGCAUCGAGGCCGACAUGCUGCGAACCUCGCUGAGCGGCGGAAUCCCCCCGCCCAUUGUUCCUCUUGUCUUUGCUGGAAUGGGAGGCGGUGUUCCUCCUGCCGCCCUGGAGUGGGCACAGCAGUUCCUCGCCCAGCAGGGACAGCCUCAGCACCCUCAGCUGCUUCCUUCCCAAGGUCCUCUGUCACCCGAGCAUCGCCGCGAUUCUCAGUCCCAGCCCUAUGGUCAAUAUGCGGGCGUUCCUUCGACGCCGAGCUCCGCCCCCGGACCUCACGGAUUCCCCGCCUACCCAGGCUCUCCCCAGCGGGGAAGGGCAACGACUUUGUCCUCAACCGGCUCGGUGUCCCGGCCACUCGGAUCUAGCAAUUUGCCCAGCCUCAACACGAACGUCCCCCAUUCUGGACCACCAGGCCCGUCGGCACUGCAGAGCCACCAGCACGCAGCCGCGCAGUCUGCGCAGUCUCAACAAGAGGCCCAGCCGAGCCCCUCCAUCUACUUUCACCACUGGCACCCGCCGACAUCCCAAGCCGGAGGUGGCUCUACUCAGCCUGCGACACCCUCCGGUGCGUCCAGCAAAACCAAAAGAAAGAGAGAUCAACAUCAACGCUUGCGAUCGCCUCCUUUCCACGGUGGAUCAACGCUUGAGAAUCCCCCGCCGGGGCGAAGACGGGGUCAUACACGACAACGCAGCGAUCUUUCGUCGUAUAGGCCGACGGGUCGUGGCCGAGGUGAGAGUUUCGGGACGCCUCGAGGCAUGUCUCCGCAAGUCGCAAGCUUCAACACGGCCCCGGAAUACGGUAUCGCCAGUUCGGUAUCUGCUCAGCAACAGCAACAGGCACCGAGGAGUAUUGGUGGACAUUCGGUAUCAUCCCUGUUGUCCGAAGAGCCAUCGCAUGCAGCUCAGUACGGACCGACGCCAACGGAGGCUUAUCAAGGGCAGGGCGAGGAACGACGACGAUCCCCGUUGUGA
Molecule: messenger RNA, 1428 nt
Organism: Colletotrichum godetiae
Lineage: Eukaryota; Fungi; Ascomycota; Sordariomycetes; Glomerellales; Glomerellaceae
Exons: 2
Coding region: 1-1428 (475 amino acids)
Source: RefSeq, a predicted model, not a curated record